UGAGUUCGCUUUCCUUCCCUUUUCAGCCUCAUCGCUCUCUCUGUCAAAAUCUACAGUGCCUGCUCUUUUUUCAACCCUUUUGAAGCUUAUAUAUUUGUAGUUUUCCUCUCUCCCUUCUAUGCAAACACAUUGACUGCAGUAAGCAUUUCCAGAGGUUUGAGACCUCUUGUGCUUUUGAUUCAAUCAUCAGCUGCUCUGCUCUCCUGAUUUUAAACUCAUAGCUGAUGCAUUGAAUGAUGUAAUCUGGUUCAAGUAUUCAAGUUUGGCACAUUUUGAAAGCCGAUGUCUAGUUUGACCUUUCUGUGUAUCUCCCAUUUUGAUUGAUUUCUUCCUGUGUCAAGUUCUUCACCGUGAGUCUUUUGAUAGAGAAUCUUGGAUACCCAAGUCAUGUAAUUUAUAGGGAUAUCGAUAGCAUCCUAACUGUGAAAGCCCAAGGGAUCCUUGAAGGAUAUUCCUCAUCCUUUUCAGUGUUGUAUUUCUGUUUCUGUUAGAAGCCAUUUGGGCAGCAAGAGUACGUAGUCGCUGAGUUUUAAGUAGGAGGAGCCAUGGAGGAGACUUUUGUACCAUUUCGUGGAAUAAAGAAUGAUAUUCGAGGAAGAUUGAUGUGCUACAAGCAAGAUUGGGCUGGUGGAUUCAGAGCAGGCUUCCGGAUUUUGGCCCCUACCACGUACAUAUUCUUUGCUUCUGCUAUCCCGGUCAUUUCAUUUGGUGAACAACUGGACAGAAAUACUGAAGGAGUUCUGACCGCAGUUCAGACCUUGGCAUCCACAGCAAUUUGUGGGAUUAUACACUCCAUCAUUGGAGGACAACCUCUGCUGAUCUUAGGAGUUGCAGAGCCCACUGUCAUCAUGUACACAUUCAUGUUCAAUUUUGCCAAGGAGAGACCAGAUUUGGGCCGGAAGCUGUUUCUAGCAUGGACUGGAUGGGUAUGUGUGUGGACUGCAUUCUUGCUGUUCUUACUGGCUAUCUUAGGAGCUUGCUCCAUUAUCAAUAGGUUUACCCGUGUGGCAGGAGAAUUGUUUGGUCUGCUCAUCGCUAUGCUCUUCAUGCAGCAAGCUAUUAAGGGAAUUGUGGAUGAGUUUCGCAUACCAAAACAAGAAAAUCCCAAAUUAACAGAGUUCAUACCUUCAUGGAGAUUCGCAAAUGGGAUGUUUGCUUUGGUUCUCUCAUUUGGCCUUCUGCUCACAGCAUUAAGAAGCCGAAAAGCAAGGUCAUGGAGAUAUGGGACUGGUUGGCUUCGGAGCCUUAUAGCAGACUAUGGUGUGCCCCUUAUGGUUCUAAUCUGGACAGCGGUUUCCUACAUACCUGCUGGAAGCGUUCCAAAAGGAAUUCCACGACGCCUUGUCAGCCCAAAUCCAUGGUCACCUGGUGCAUACGAGAAUUGGACUGUCAUUAAGGACAUGCUUGAUGUGCCGGUUCUCUAUAUAGUCGGAGCUUUUAUUCCAGCGACGAUGAUCGCAGUGCUUUACUAUUUUGACCAUAGUGUAGCAUCUCAACUUGCUCAGCAGAAAGAAUUCAAUUUGAGAAAGCCACCGUCUUUCCAUUAUGACUUGCUUCUUUUAGGGUUCUUGACCAUUAUGUGUGGUCUUAUUGGAAUCCCUCCAUCAAAUGGUGUCAUCCCACAAUCUCCAAUGCAUACAAAAAGUCUGGCUACUCUUAAACAUCAGUUGCUUCGUAACCGUCUUGUUGCAACAGCACACAAAAGUAUGAGAAAGAACUCAAGCUUAAGUCAAUUGUAUGGAAAUAUGCAAGAAGCUUAUCAGCAAAUGCAGACCCCUUUGAUCUACCAGGAGCCCUCAGCUCGGGGACUAAAGGAGUUAAAAGAAUCAACAAUUCAAUUGGCUUCAAGCAUGGGGGCAAUUGAUGCCCCAGUUGAUGAGACGGUAUUUGAUGUUGAGAAGGAGAUUGAUGACCUACUGCCUGUGGAGGUGAAAGAACAGCGCCUGAGCAACUUGCUUCAAGCUGCAGCAGUUGGUGGAUGUGUUGCAGCCAUGCCUAUCCUUAAAAUGAUCCCAACCUCAGUACUUUGGGGCUACUUUGCCUUCAUGGCCAUUGAAAGUUUACCAGGUAACCAGUUUUGGGAAAGGAUCUUAUUGCUCUUCACCGCACCAAGCAGAAGAUACAAAGUUCUUGAGGAGUAUCAUGCCACCUUCGUGGAAACUGUGCCUUUCAAGAGUAUUGCGACAUUUACAAUUUUCCAAACAGCAUACUUGCUUAUCUGUUUUGGGAUCACAUGGGUUCCAAUUGCAGGGUUGUUGUUCCCCUUGAUGAUCAUGCUUUUGGUUCCUGUGAGACAAUACUUUCUGCCCAAGUUUUUCAAAGGGGCACACCUUCAAGAUUUAGAUGCAGCAGAGUAUGAAGAGGCACCAGCUUUACCUUUCAAUCUUGCAAUGGAGGGAGAGAUGGGGGCUGGAGCUUCUUUGGCAGAGGGUGGAGAGAUUUUAGAUGAAAUAAUUACUAGAAGCCGUGGUGAAAUUAGGCAUAUGUGCAGUCCUAAGAUCACAAGUUCCACUGCAACACCAACAAAAGAUCCAAGAAAUUUUCAGAGUCCUCGUCUAUCAGAAAAAGCAUACAGCCCUCGAGUAAGCGAACUAAGAGGGGAGCAUAGUCCUCGAUCAAGCGGGAGAGGGAAAUACAGUCCAAAGACAGGAGAAGCAAGGCCGUCUAGCUUGGGAAAGAGUCCACAUUCAUCAAACUAAUGAGAAGAAUUAGCUAGUUUAAUAAAUCUCUCUCUCUACUAAGUUCAAUAUUUGCUUUCUUGUUGCACCAUCUCUUUUCAAUGUUGUCUUGGACCCUUGACUGGAAAUUAUAUAAACCCUCUCCUUUAGCAAAGAGGGGAGCUGUAACCAUAGAAUUGUUUGGCCCUUCUGUUUCAACAAUUCUAGUGACUACUACUCUCUUCUUGUACUGUCUUGUUUCCUCUGUUUCUUGAAAAGGAAACUAGGUAUUGGAGAUUGUGUAUUCACUCCUUGCAUGUAUAUCCACUUUUCGGUUUUCUUCGAUU
Messenger RNA from Vitis riparia (riverbank grape), 3004 nucleotides. RefSeq names its product probable boron transporter 2. NCBI's taxonomy places the organism in Eukaryota, Viridiplantae, Streptophyta, Magnoliopsida, Vitales, Vitaceae. Gene Ontology annotation, cellular component: plasma membrane. Gene Ontology annotation, biological process: monoatomic anion transport; monoatomic ion homeostasis; transmembrane transport. The transcript is spliced from 12 exons. The record is from RefSeq and is a predicted model, not a curated record. Bases 546 to 2699 code for a protein of 717 amino acids. Gene Ontology annotation, molecular function: solute:inorganic anion antiporter activity.